AUGGUACAAACAAACAAGUUAUCCAAAAAUAAUGGUGCAGCCUUAGAGGACAAUACUCAAUACAGGAGGCUGGUGGGAAAACUUCUGUAUUUAACCAUCACCAGACCCGACAUAUGCUUUGUUGCACAGCAGUUGUCUCAGUUCUUAGACAACCCUACUAUUAUUCAUUUGCAGGCAGUCCACAGAGUUUUGAGGUACAUCAAGAGUUGUCCUGGACAAGGCCUAUUCUUCCCUGCAAAUUCCAACUUGAAGAUGAGUGGCUUUGCUGAUUCAAAAUGGGCAGUUUGCCCUGACACAAGGAGAUCUGUAGCAGUUCUGGAAGUUCAUUUGAAUGAAGCAGCAGUGUUGCUUUCUGACAGUAAAUCUGACAUUGCUAUGGCUGAGAACCCAGUUUUCCAUGAGAUGACCAUGCAUAUAGAAAUAGAUUGCCAUCUAAUAAGGGAAAAGGUCUAG
This is a messenger RNA of Ipomoea nil (Japanese morning glory), 453 nucleotides long. RefSeq lists its product as uncharacterized. NCBI's taxonomy places the organism in Eukaryota, Viridiplantae, Streptophyta, Magnoliopsida, Solanales, Convolvulaceae. The coding region runs from base 1 to 453 and encodes 150 amino acids. The transcript has 2 exons. The record is from RefSeq and is a predicted model, not a curated record.